AUGGCUUUGUCCUCACGCGUUGCCAUCAUUACCGGUGCAGCAUCUGGCCUCGGCCGCGCGACAGCUAAUCGACUCGUGCAAAAUGGAGCGCGCGUAAUUUUAUGUGACCUGCCGAGCAGCGAAGGAGUCAACGUCGCAGAAGAACUUGGCAAUUCGUGCCGCUUUAGCCCCACCGAUGUGACGCGCGAGGAAGACGUAACGGCGGCUCUAGACCUGGCAGAAUCGGUCUUUGGUGAGCCCGUGAAUACAGCUGUGAAUUGUGCCGGUAUCGCCCUGUCUAUCAAGACACUGAGCAAGAAAGGCGUGCAUCCGCUACGCCACUUCCAACGAACUCUUGACGUCAACACGAUCGGGACCUUUAACGUCGCUCGCCUUGCAGCCGAACGCAUGUCCAAAGCACAACCCGGGCCUGACGGAGAGCAUGGCAUUAUCAUCAAUACUGCCAGCAUCGCUGCGUAUGAGGGGCAAAUUGGACAAGUUGCGUACGCCGCUAGCAAAGCAGCCAUCGUCGGAAUGACGCUUCCUCUUGCGAGAGACUUGUCUCCUCUCGGUAUCCGUGUGAAUACCAUUGCGCCAGGUCUGUUCAUGACGCCGCUUCUGGCGGGACUUCCUGAGAACGUGCAAAAGGAACUAGGUGACCGCGUUCCAUUCCCUAGCCGUUUAGGAAACCCCGAAGAGUACGCUCAGUUGGUACAUGCUAUCAUUGACAAUCGAAUGAUUAACGGUGAAACGAUCCGUCUCGACGGCGGGCUUCGCAUGCCGCCAAAGUAA
Hyaloperonospora brassicae is the source of this 771-nucleotide messenger RNA. The record is from the annotation of a GenBank genome assembly. NCBI's taxonomy places the organism in Eukaryota, Oomycota, Peronosporomycetes, Peronosporales, Peronosporaceae.